AUGGAUAGAGUUGAAGACGGUCUGCAGGACCUUGUCCUCUGCCCCUCCAGGCUGCUGGACAAACUGCUUGUUGUGUGCCCCAACACUGACCAUUGUGAAGAGGUUCUGCCACGUGUUGAUCUUGAGGCCCAUCUCGCACACAGAUGUCGGGGCACUGUGACGCGAUGUAUCAGGGCGGGGCUUGGCUGCACGUUCCGAGGGCCGCGCAGUGGCCUGCAGGCUCACCUUUGGGAAUGUGCGUACCGGGAGCAGAACGCAGGCAAAAAUCCCGUGAUGAAGGGAGAAGUUACAACUAUAGAGAUUGAGCGAGAUCAGAUUGAUCUUGGGAUCUCAAUAGUAGGAGGGUGUGACACUCCGCUGGUGUGUGUGGUUGUGCAGGAAGUGUUCCCAGACGGUGCAGUGUCCAGAGACGGAAGACUACAACCGGGUGACCAAAUAUUGGAGGUGAACGGAGAUGACCUAAGCCAGGCGAGUCACUACCAGGCCAGGGCGAUACUCGGUCAGUACUCGCAAGUCUGUACUCUCACUGUGUACAGAGAGGCGGACGAUGAGAGACCUAUUGAGAAAGAAGAAAUAUUAAAAAUAUCCCUAACAAAGAUAAAAGGCAAACAUCUCGGAAUAAAGUUGGUUGGGAAAAGACAUGCUCCCGGGUUAUAUAUUCUAAAUUUAGUGCCAAAUGGUUUCGCAGUGUUGGAGGGUGGGCUUCGGAUUGACGACCGCGUUUUGGAGAUAAAUGGCGUGGACGUGGCCUUCAGCAGCCAGGAACACGCGGCGGCUAUCAUUCAAGCAAGCCCUGAUAGGGUUCAGUUCGUGGUAUCGCGAACAAGCCGCCCGCGGACGCCAGAUCUGGGCUGGUGCCGGCCCGCCGUCCUAGGGAGCCUCGACGCCGAAAUGGCUGCAGCCGUCUGGCCCAUCUGCCGGAAGUCUAGGGAAAUUCACAUAACUAUACACAAGGAGUUGCAUGAAUCGCUGGGUAUCAGUAUAGCGGGCGGGGCAGCCAGCCCCCGAGGGGAUACGCCCAUCUACGUCACCAACAUCAACCCACAUGGAUGCCUCGCAAAGUCAGAACAAGUGCAGAGAGGCGAUGUGUUGAUGGCCGUGAACGGAGCCAGCCUGAUGGGGUUGUCCCAUCCGGAGGCCGUGGCCCGGAUCAAAGCCAACACGAGCUCAAACGUCGUGACCUUGAGAAUUGUCGAGGCCCCUGAGACCUGUAUCGGCUCCGGGAACUUCGUACCUAGCUGGCUUUUCUGGCAACAACUACCAAAUGCUUGCAAGACGGUGAGGACGGUGACGCUCUUACGGGGCUCGGCGGGAGGCAGUCUGGGAUUCUCAGUGGUUGGCGGAGCCGACUGUCCACAGGGGCCUUUAACCGUCUACAUUAAGUCCCUGGUCGCCGACACACCCGCCUUCAACGAUGGCAGACUUAAGUGCGGGGAUCAGAUCAAGAGUGUGAACGACGUCAGCCUGGAGCACGUCGCCCACAGCAAGGCCGUCCGCAUCCUCAAACAGGCAACCGGCGCCGUCUCCCUCCGUGUGGUAUCCUGGCCGGGAACCGUAGUGUAA
Messenger RNA from Mya arenaria, 1563 nucleotides. Its product is annotated as ligand of Numb protein X 2-like. The record is from RefSeq and is a predicted model, not a curated record. Gene Ontology annotation, molecular function: protein binding; zinc ion binding. The coding region runs from base 1 to 1563 and encodes 520 amino acids. The transcript is spliced from 13 exons. Lineage: Eukaryota; Metazoa; Mollusca; Bivalvia; Myida; Myidae.